Messenger RNA from Halichondria panicea, 1153 nucleotides. Its product is annotated as unconventional prefoldin RPB5 interactor-like protein. Bases 41 to 1039 code for a protein of 332 amino acids. Gene Ontology annotation, biological process: negative regulation of phosphatase activity; negative regulation of transcription by RNA polymerase II. Gene Ontology annotation, molecular function: transcription corepressor activity; chromatin binding; phosphatase inhibitor activity. The transcript is spliced from 10 exons. The record is from RefSeq and is a predicted model, not a curated record. Lineage: Eukaryota; Metazoa; Porifera; Demospongiae; Suberitida; Halichondriidae.
UAAUAGAUGCACACUACCCACGUGGACGUACACAGAAGAAAUGCAGGAGGCCAUCGAUUUCUCCAGGUUACAACAAGAGCACAGCAAGGCCACCGAGGAGAGCAAUGACAAGAUACAGAAAUGGCAAGAGUUUAAGGCUGACUAUGAGGCACUACAAACUAGACUGAGCACACUACCCAAUCAGCUAACUCAUGACGUUAUGGUGCCUUUUGGAAGGUUUGCAUUUGCUCGUGGUCAGCUUUACCAUAGCAACGAGGUGACUGUGUUGCUAGGGGAUAACUGGUUUAUCAAGACCACCACUAAACAUGCCCUCGAGAUAGUUGAGCGGAGGAAGAAAUAUGUGUGUGAGAUGCUGUCACAGGAACAAGAGUGUUUGAAUGAUCUAGAGAAGAGGCAGUUGUUCACAGAAGAGUUCCAGUCAGCAGUAGGGGACACUGUGGAGAUCAAGGAGAAGUGUGUUCCCCCUCAGUCAUCACCAGGGAAGGGAAAAGAACGCAAAGCUUGGGUGCCUAAAGGCAAUGUACCUCCUCCAAGGAGAGUGUUCCCUCCCUUAAGAAAAGGCCCGAGGGACACACUAGAGGCUGUAUCAUCUACAAUGGAGAAACUAAACGUUAACGUUCAGAGCGUUAGUGAAAGUGUAACCACGGCAACCAACCAGCCUCUACGGAUAACUGUGACUCAUGGGGAGGCAAGUAACGACAACACGAGUGAAGGGAGCAGCGAGGGAGGACGACCUUUGUACUCUAGUCCAGGAGACAUAUUCCCUCGUCUCACUCGACAUGAUGUUGUUGAUUCUGUUGGCAUGGCAGCCAAGAGUGUCAGAUGGGGUCCCACUGAGUACUCCACACCCCCUGUCACACAAGCCACGCCCCCUCCACCGGGUAGACCCAGGGCAGUCCGGCCAUUUACUGGUCAAGUGAUAGAGAGGAUAUCGCCCCAGACCACACCCACUACUGACAAAACCACACCAAUUGCGGACAAGUUGCAGGGAAACAAGAGAAGCUCACGUUUCAAGUCAAACAGAACUAAAACUGAUUAGCUGAAUCCUGUGAUCACAUGUUUGUUGACGUGCAAUCAUUAAUUAUACACCACCUGUCAUUAUAUUCAAGGUACCUAUAAUUAUAUAUAACAAUUCAGCUUGUGUGAUAUGAAA